Molecule: messenger RNA, 1461 nt
Organism: Lasiosphaeria miniovina
Lineage: Eukaryota; Fungi; Ascomycota; Sordariomycetes; Sordariales; Lasiosphaeriaceae
Product: cytochrome P450
Exons: 3
Coding region: 1-1461 (486 amino acids)
Molecular function (GO): monooxygenase activity; heme binding; oxidoreductase activity, acting on paired donors, with incorporation or reduction of molecular oxygen
Source: RefSeq, a predicted model, not a curated record
AUGAACCCCAGAACAGCGGAGCCGUACCUGUCGGCGCCGGGCUUGGCAUCUGCGGUAGCCGCCGUCGUCCUGGGAACGCUAUUGUGGAAUAUCGUCCGCAACAUCCUCACAUCGCCCAUCCCAUCUUCAGUCCCUGGGCCAUUUCUCGCCCGGAUCACCAGCAAAUGGAUCCUGCUCGUCGACCUCUCGGGCCAGCGCGCCCAGGUGGUUGACGCGCUGCACAAGAAACACGGGCCCGUAGUGCGCCUCGCGCCCGACGAGCUCUCGUUUGCCGGCCGCGACGCCGUCAAGGCCAUUUACGGCGCCGGCGCCACCGUCGUCAAGAGCCCCGCCUACAACCUCUUCGGUAAGCGCGGCAUGUUCCAGAUGCAGGACCCGAGGGAGCACCGCGAGCGCCAGCGCCGCAUCGCCCACAUCUUCAGCGCCGCCUCGCUGCAGCAGACGGAGCCGCUGGUCCAGGCGGUCGUCGGCCGGACCGUGGCGACCCUCGCCGCGAGCGUCGGCGCGCCCGUCGAUGCGCUGCACUGGUGCCGCAUGAUGGCGCUGGACGUCGCCGGCGCGGUGCUCAUGGGCAAGGAAUUUGGCGCCUUUGACGGCGACGGCGCCGCGCCCGUCUACGUCCGCCACCUCGACAAUGCCUACAUCGCGUGGGCCCUCAACGGGCUGGCGCCGGCGCUGGUGUGGCUGCUCGAGCGGCUGCCCAUCCAGAGCCUGCAGCGCUUCCUCGCCGCGCGCGAGUACGUGUACUCGUACGGCGAGCACGCCGUGCAGCAGUAUCUGAAGACGAACGGCCGCGCCUCGAGCCGGCGCACGCUCAUCUCCAAAAUGAUAGCCGGCAACCCGGAGACGGGCGCGGAGCCGCUCCCCGACGCCGACAUUGUCAUCGAGGUCUCCAACAACACGUUUGCCGCGGUUGAUUCGACAGGCAACACUGCGGCGUACACGCUGUACCGCCUCGCAUGCGUUCCAGAGUGGCAGCAGCGAUUGCGGCGUGAGAUUCGGGCCUCGGGCGCCAAGGAGAAGGGGUUCCAGUACCAGUCGCUCCAGGCGCUCCCCGUCCUCAACGCGGUGCUCGUGGAGACGCUGAGACUGCACCCCGCCGUGCCGACCGGCUUGCCGCGGCUGACCCGCGACGCGACCAUCUUCCCGGACCCGGACAAGUUCGACCCGGGCCGGUGGCUCAGCGGCGACGGCGCCGCCGUGUUCGCCGGCACGCCCGUGGCGCAGGAGAUGACGCUCGUGUGGGGCGGCCGGGGCCCGCGCGCGUGCAGCGGCCAGUACAUGGCCGCCAUGGAGGUCAAGCUGCUGCUCGCGCAGCUAGUCGACCGCUUCCAGGUCGGGCUGCAGGGAGAGGCGACGCACGGUGAGAUGGAGAUGACGGCGCAUUUCCAUCUCAUCCCCAAAGGGCGCAGAUGUGGUUUGGUUUUUGAUGAUGAGGAGGUUUCGGACGAGACGACUUGA